AUUGGGCCCUAUUAUCAUUUUAUAAGACAAAUUCAGCAUUGGAAUUUGAUAGGAAGCAAAAGACUUGAUGUGCCAGUUGGGUCAACUGUAAGUUUUGAGCCAGGCGAAACAAAUACAGUCACAUUGGCAUCAAUUGCUGGAUCAAAAUACAUUAGUGGUGGAAAUGGAAUAGCAACUGGCAAGUUUGAUUUGUCAAAAACCAAAUCAAUUGUUAAGACUUUAUUAGAAAAGGGCUUUAACCAUAACCCACAACAACAACUUGCUUCAUCAUCAUCAUGUAAUCCAUAUACUAUUAACAGAAGAGCCUAUUCUGAUAUUUUUGGUCCAACAACAGGAGAUAAAGCUAGCUUGGGUAAUACUAAUUUAUGGUUAGAGAUUGAGAAGGAUUAUACCAAGUAUGAUGAUGAGUGUAAAUUUGGCGGUGGUAAAGUGUUGAGAGAGGGUCUUGAACAAGAUCGCAACAUUGAUGGAUCACACAAUAGAAACACGUCUCGUCACACUUACACAAGACAAUAUAGACUCGAUCUUUCGUAUUUGGUGUUGGAUGCUUGUCUUGUGAGAGGGGAGGAAAAGGGACCUGAAAAUAAUGAUAAUCCAGCAGUAGAACUAGUCUCGAAAUUUACAUGGACGUAUGGAAAUUGUCCCUACAUCUUUGAGUACUAUGCAAUUGCUGCCGGGGUGAUGUAUCUUGAAGGAGACAAUACUGAUCGGGGGACUUUGAUUGAAUUUAUGCAAAAUACAGUUGUAAAACGUUAUUCUUUAGUGGAUUCUGUCAUGGACUUUAAGACCCUUUAUGAUGAAAUGGCCAAACAUCAAGUUCCUUUCAUUGAUUACCUCAACCAUGUCAAUACGGAGGAAGGAUCAACUCCAUUCAUGAUUUUUUCACCAAAGGAUCAAGAGAUUUGGUUCACCAUCGAUUUUGAUGAUGCGUGCCAUGCUCCUUCAAACAAACGAUUAGCUACAGGAAGUCAUGUACCCGAGAUUUUUCAAAUCCCAUCACAAUGA
This is a messenger RNA of Entrophospora candida, 1005 nucleotides long. NCBI's taxonomy places the organism in Eukaryota, Fungi, Glomeromycota, Glomeromycetes, Entrophosporales, Entrophosporaceae. The record is from the annotation of a GenBank genome assembly.